AUGUCACAAAAAAUUUUUGAGCCGCUAAAGAGACUCCCGCAUCAGAUCCAGAAUUUGCACUUGAUUCAGAGGCUUCAUGGAUUAGCACUUGGUCGUCCAAACGACGUUUUUGGGUCCUAUCUAUCUUCCGUGUACGGAUGUCCUAGAUCUCCAUGUGCCCUCGCUUAUGAUGCAAGAUUGGGUUUAUUGGCUGUCGGUUGGGGUUCCGGUUUACUAAAAGUUUAUGGAGCCGCGGGUGUAGUUCUGACUGUCCAAUCAGAAGGGGAUCCAAUAUCUCACUUGUGCUUCCUCCCCGAAGAGGGACGUUUGCUUUCGGCAUUUACCACGGGCUGCUUAGCUCUUUACGAACUUGAUCCGAAAAAUGGCAAAUGGGCUGAAUGUUGUCGAAUUCGCGUGGCAUGUUCAAGCGAAGAAUGCAUCACUUCCAUGGCUUUGGGUCAUGGUAUCCUCUAUGUGGGCUCUUCGGUCGGCACUGUAUACCAGGUGGCUAUAAAGAAUGGACGCAUGUACCUUGGCGACCCCACUCUCACCGCACUCACCAGUUCUGUGGUCGUCGAAAGCUUACCUGCCGAUAAACGGGACACUCUGAGUGCAGCUUCAUCCGUCAUUGCCCUGGAGAUCCAACCCGAUGGUUUCCUCCUUCUUAUCGCUUACACCGGUGGAUGUGUGGCUGUCGCCAUUCCUCAGCCAGCACCCGAAAUGUGUGAUGGUAUCGAAUCAUCACCUGCUAAACAUGCACCGACGGCCCCAACUGUUGAGCAAGAGGCCUCAACGCCCGCCACCGAAGAAAACUGCGACGCUCACAUUGAAACUGCUCAUUCACAAGAACCCACGAACCAGCUUACCAAUGGCGUUACGGAGCAAACAUCAGAAAUAAAGAUAACACCACAGGCACAAUCUGACGCAGCAGCUUCCGGAGCUCAUGUCAAGGAGCGCGCGGAAAGGAGGGCAACGCUAAUGAUAAAGGAAUUAACCCGAAGCCUGAGGCGCACCGACUCUUCAAAGCGUGAACUUGAAACGGAACCUCCAGUUGCCGUGCCUCCUGCGCCUCGUAUCAGCCAUGUUUUGCUUCGCGAUCAACCCGUUGAGUGGGCUACCUGGCGUGUCACCUCGCUGGAGACACAACCAGAUGAGAUAACAGUUGCGUACGGGGACGGAGCCUUCCAAGUGUGGCCCAUCACGGCAGUUGCAGCUGAUCAGGAGCUAUCCGUGCCUUUGAUUGUUUCCAAACGUGAGCCCCCCACGACUCCUUAUGGACCUUUGCCAUGUGGAUCCAUCAAAAAAAUCCUGCAAAGCCCCGGAUUCACUGGUGGUAUUCUCACCGCAUUCUCUGGUGGUUUGCCCCGCGCCGAGUUCAAUGACCGACAUGCAGUCACUGUUUUACAAGAUCAAGAGCACCACGUAUGCUUUCAGUUCGGCUCUGAAGUCAAGGAUUUCAUCUUCAUUCCAGACAAAUGCGCUGCGACUUUUGAUUCUGCGGCUACCACUGUGCCACAUACAACCGGAGUUUGCCCUCCGCAGUGUGCCUCUGCUCUGGUUGUCCUGACCGACCGUGAAUUGGUCGCAAUUGAUCUGAGACAACCAAAUUGGCCGGUCUUUGCUUCUCCUUAUUUGAAUUGCCUGGACAUAUCACCAAUCACAGCUGUGAACCAUCUCUCCAAAGUUUCGACAUCUCUGCUCGAUCGCCUUUUCGCUCACUCAAGAUACGAGUAUGAAGUUUCUCUAUCUAAAUGGCCCAUUUGGGGUGGCGAAUGCGGCUCCGACCAUGCUUUUUCACAUGCUGAAAGCAAUGAUAUGCUGAUUCUGGGGUAUGCCAAUGGCUCGAUUAGUCUGGUUCAUAUCGGCCCCGGAGAUAGCCUGUAUCGUUUGGGCACGUUCAACACCGAUAUCUUGUUCAACCUGGUUGAUUCCCAGGAUGGAGAAAAGUGUGGAUCUAUGGAAGUUGAAACGUGGCCUCCCUUCCGACGUGUCGGCGAUUGCGCUUUGGCCCACUCAUUGGGUGUGGAGCAAGACUCUAGGCUGGCCGUUACCCAACUCGUCUCAACUGCUUCUGAUGACUCAUUGACUAUCGUUGUCGGUGGUGCUGCCGGACAAGUUAGCUUGUGGACUUUGCAUGAACAGAGUGCCUUCGUCAGGAUAGGAUUUGAGCCCGAUAUCGCUCGAGUUCCCGCUAAUUUGAUGGAGCACGGCUUGGAACACACCAAAUACAUCUGGAAGGGUCUUCCUGCUUUGCGCCCUUUUGAGGGCGUCACUCAAUCUUUUGGCGCAGCAGCCACUGGCUUCUCUCCAUGCGCACUUGUGCAACUGGACCCGCCCGCUCCAAUCACUUCCUUGGCUCUUCAGCCUUCUUGGCAUCUUCUCGCCAUCGGCUCACCCCACGGAUUUGCGGUGGUGGAUUUGCUGGCAAAAUCAACUGUCUAUAGCGAUUUCUUUUUUGCCAAGUCUGACGGCACCAUCGUACAUAAGUUGGGUCGACAAACUAACGCCUUCGUCAAUCGAGGCAAACAGAUAACAGCCACAAUGCGCCAAUCUUUUCGACGUUUGAAGCACUUACGCACAUCCACCACCAACUGUCCCAACAACAAAGCCACUGAUGCGGCCCAAGAGGUGCAACCAACUCAGCCUGUCGACGAGUCGACAGAUUCAGCAGCACCUGCUGAAACCGGUACUGCCGCCAUCGCAGAAUCUGCUCCAACUGCCGAUUUACCUGCUUCUGCGGUCGCAGACCAACCGGCAGAUGAAAUAGAUGCUGCGCCAGCUGCUCCCCUUGACACAGCCUCCGAGGACGCUCCGGAACCCAUUCAGCUCCUUCCGGAUGAAUUUGGUCCUUCGACUGUUCGCGCACUGUUGUUUGCUGACACGUAUGUUGUGUCUCCGGUUUCCGCUACAAAUCAGCAGUCCGCAGCUCCACCGACGCGCACACCUUCGUUGUGGGUGGGCACUGCCAAUGGGUGUGCUGUAGCACAUGGUCUCAAUUGGGACGGUGUCAGUGGUCCCGUGACAGUGCAGUUGCACAAAGAGUUGCAACUGCAACACCAUGCUCCGGUCAUCGGAUUGUCUGUGAUAGAUGCGUUCACUCGGAGUCCAGUUCUCUCAAGUCAGAGAAUACGAACUAGCUUGGAACCUGAGACAAAAGCAGCCGAUGAAUCCGAACCUAAGCCUGAAGCUUCUGGGCAAGAUGUCUCAGUCAACGCAGAGGCAGAGCCAGCUGCUCUCCCAACGCCUGCACCGGAGGUUCACCAGUUGCUGCUGUGUUCUGAAGAGCAGGUCAAAUUGUUCCAAUUACCUUCUCUGCGAGCCUUGCACAAGCACAAAUUUGUUGAGCGGAUCCGCUUACCGGGUCAUCUUGGUGGGAGCAUGAGCUUCUCCGGCCAUGGCGCGACGACUGAACAUAAUUCGAAGCAGGAUCGGGACACGAAUGACCUCGCGGGAGCUGCGGCCAAUGAAGCGACGGCUGAGCCUGCAGUGCACGCAUCGAAGCCGGUUCUUCCGACCCAGUCCAGUCGUAAGAGGCUUACUGCCUUCGGCAUCCAGGCCUUCUCACGAGGGACCGGAGAUCAAACAAAGGUGGAUUGGAAUGUGGUCGUUACGCGUCAUGACGGUCAGACCGUCAUCCUGUCUUUGCCUAACCUGCGCAAGCUAUUCAAAGUCAAAGCUUGUGUCGAUUCGAUGACUCAUCCGGUAACUUGUGUGGCUCCACCUACUUACGCAAAUCUGGUGCUUUGGUCAUGCGAAAGCCGAUUAUUGGCAGUUGAAUUGUCAUUUGUGCCAAGGUUCACUUCGCCUGCCUUGCUAACCCCCGGCACUCCAUCACCUUUACCGGCAACCAUUGUUCUUCCGGAAUGGGCCCGACCUAAGCAAUCAAUCAUUGAAGAACCCGAGGAAAAACCCGUUGAAGUGGCUUUUGGUGACACUGUUGCUACCGAACCAGUCAUGGUGGACAUCGGCGAACCUGCCCAUAACGGAACUAAUGAUGUCCCAGUAAAGUCAGAUACCGUCUGUCUCGAAAUACCCGACAAAUCUUAUCUGCCUGCAGUUUCGCAUGCGGGGGAUAUGACUAUUGAUUCUAUCAAGGAGUAUUUAAAUGGUGAUGGUGCGGUAACUGUAAAAACAGUCGAAACCACUUCAGAGAAACGGACGCUCGUUGACGGAGGCCACGUAACUAUCACGUUACGCGAGACCGAGGAGGUGGAUGGAAAAAUCACGAAGGAUGAUUUGUUGAAAUUCUCAACUGAUGAACCUCCCUCUGUGAUGGCUCCCGGAGUUGCGUGA
This is a messenger RNA of Dicrocoelium dendriticum, 4272 nucleotides long. NCBI's taxonomy places the organism in Eukaryota, Metazoa, Platyhelminthes, Trematoda, Plagiorchiida, Dicrocoeliidae. The record is from the annotation of a GenBank genome assembly.